Ceratitis capitata (Mediterranean fruit fly) is the source of this 705-nucleotide messenger RNA. RefSeq lists its product as uncharacterized. NCBI's taxonomy places the organism in Eukaryota, Metazoa, Arthropoda, Insecta, Diptera, Tephritidae. Bases 100 to 435 code for a protein of 111 amino acids. The record is from RefSeq and is a predicted model, not a curated record. The transcript has 2 exons.
AUGUAUCCAUAAAUUCGUAAUUGUCUUGAACAUUCGGGAUUCAAGUUCAUUUGAAUAGACCAAUUCCACAAUAAUAGGAAUAAACUGAAUAUUUUUACAAUGAAAGUUUCAAGUUUUUUAAGAAGUACUGGGAUUAAAUGCAUUUUUUUGAUGUUAGUUAUUUGCACUUCCAAGGUUAAUUCUGAUGAAAAAAAUAUAAAUAAGCUUCUUAACAAUCAAGUGAUUGUCAGCAGGCAAAUUAUGUGCGUUUUGGAGAAAAGUCCUUGUGAUCAAUUGGGAAGGCAGCUUAAAGCCGCCUUACCAGAAGUUAUCUUAAGGAACUGUCGCAAUUGCUCACCUCAACAAGCUCAAAAUGCGCAAAAAUUAACAAAUUUUUUGCAAACUAGAUACCCGGAUGUGUGGGCUAUGCUUCUUAAGAAAUAUCAAAACGCUUAGAACGGAUAUCUUCCAAUAGAAAUACCAACUGCUAAAAACAACCAAACUUCAUUUUUAUAUGAUAUUUUUAACUAUGGCUUUUAAAAAUUAGUCGGAAUAAACAUGUCUUACUAAAGGUGUAACUUGGUAUCAACUUCUACCAACUCUAUGUUGUACAGAUAUAGUUUAUUAGGUGGAAAGAACUAUAACAUGUGGCUUCCAAACAGCUUUUGUUCUUACACAUUUGUGUAUGUACACUAAUUUUUACCCAAAAAAAUUAAUACUUAAAAA